Messenger RNA from Aspergillus japonicus CBS 114.51, 1112 nucleotides. Its product is annotated as succinate dehydrogenase assembly factor 2. NCBI's taxonomy places the organism in Eukaryota, Fungi, Ascomycota, Eurotiomycetes, Eurotiales, Aspergillaceae. The transcript has 2 exons. The record is from RefSeq and is a predicted model, not a curated record. The coding region runs from base 94 to 1011 and encodes 305 amino acids. Gene Ontology annotation, cellular component: mitochondrion. Gene Ontology annotation, biological process: mitochondrial electron transport, succinate to ubiquinone; mitochondrial respiratory chain complex II assembly; protein-FAD linkage.
GCCUUCCCCAGAGUCCGAUCAAAAAAAUCGUUAUCCUCACGACUUUUCCUUUGCCCCCCAGUAACUCAUUCGAGAUACUGACACACAGACACGAUGUCCGCAUCUAGACUUGUCCACCGCUUCGUGCGGCCCUCCGCAUCCUCCCUCUCGUUCACCACGACGACCACUUUUGCCCGUCGCUCUUUCGGCAACUCGGCUGUUCGUCUCAACGGCGAUGGCGCUGUGAAGGAUCGCGCUCCCUCGACCGCGCCCCAGCACCGUGAGAACGAGAUCAACAAGCCCCACAACCCCAAUGUCCCCAACACGACCUCCACAAUGACCAAGGACUUCCCCAAGGUGGGCGCCAAGUCCGCGCCGCCGGACCUCGUGGGCGCCGUCGACCCGAACUACAAGCCGGCGGACCCGUACCCCGGCAAGGUUGAGCAUUUCACCGGCGGGCGCGAGGAGACCGGGGCCCAGAAGCCGGAGCUGGGAGUUGGAGAGAUGGAGGGUAUCACCUUCCGGGUUGAGCCUCUCCGCCGCUCGGGAGAGGAUGUAACGACCAUGCGCGCGCGGUUGUUGUAUCAGAGCAGAAAGCGCGGCAUCCUCGAGUCCGACCUGUUGCUGUCGACCUUCGCCGAUGUCUACCUGCGUACGAUGAACCAGGCGCAGCUGCAGGAGUAUGACCGCUUCCUCGACGAGAACGAUUGGGAUAUCUACUACUGGGCUACGCAGGAUCCCCCGGCCGAUGGCGGCGAACAGUCCCCUUCCUCCACGGCCCAGGGGGCCCAGGAUACCGUCACCGAGACCUGGAAGCAGACUGGAGCCAAGAGCGGCGAGUGGGCGCAGACCGUGGGCGCCUACAAGGCUGCAUACCGGCCCGUGCCGACGCGGUGGAAGGAGUCGAAGGUGCUGGAGCUGCUGCGGGCGCAUGUGCGCGAUAAUAGCGCAACGGGCUUCCAUGCAGCGAAGAGUAAGAAGACGGGGGGUGCUGGGUUGGGUCGCAUGCCUAAUGUGCAGGUGUUUAACUAGAGCGGAGGGGAGAGAAGCGAAAAGGUAAAAGGGGUCUCGAUGGUCGUCGUUGAUGUCGCGCGUGUACUAUAAAAAGGAAGGGGCUGUAGACUGAAAUUCUG